GUCCCGUCCAUCAAGCAGCACCCGCAGAGGCGCGGUUGUUCCCUCUCCUCCUCUUCCUCGUUCGCUGGCGGCGGCACAGACCCCGCGGCCCGCAGACUCUGUCAGCUCCCUUUCAGCCUUAAACCUCCGGGAUCCCGGGCAGGGAGAGGCGAGGCGAGGCACCGGCCGCCCACCCGCCGGAGCAGCUUAAGGUGCCGCCGCCCGCUCCCGCCGCCGCGGUCCACCUUAACGCGGCGGCGGACGGGCCCAUUGCCGCGCCGGGGGUCGGCGGGCCCCGUCCCCGCGGGAGCCGCGCCACCGCCUCGCGCCCGCCGGAGAGCGGCGUGACAAUGAGUCAAAAGUGAGAAACACGCCGCCGCCACCGAGCCGCAGGUGAUGCAGUGCGGUGCCCCGCUCUGGCAUGAGCCCCCCCGAGCCGGGAGGAGCGCUCCCCGGGUACCGCCGCCUCCCCUGGCCGGGGAUCCGGGUCGGGAAGAACGGGCUGUCGCCGACCGUCGCCGCGGAGCCACCGCUCUCAGCAACGCCAGACGCAGACGGGCUUGGGACGGUCUAGCACAGUGGAAGCAUGGCUACAAGUGCUGUUCCCAGCGAAAACCUCCCCACGUACAAGUUGGUGGUGGUUGGAGAUGGUGGUGUGGGGAAGAGUGCUCUCACCAUUCAGUUUUUCCAGAAGAUUUUUGUGCCGGAUUAUGACCCAACUAUUGAAGACUCCUACCUGAAGCACACGGAAAUAGACGGGCAAUGGGCAAUUCUUGAUGUUCUGGAUACUGCAGGCCAAGAGGAAUUCAGCGCAAUGCGGGAGCAGUACAUGAGGACUGGAGAUGGUUUUCUUAUAGUCUACUCAGUGACGGACAAGGCCAGCUUUGAGCACGUGGACCGGUUCCACCAGCUGAUCCUCAGAGUCAAGGACAGAGAGUCCUUUCCAAUGAUUUUGGUGGCGAACAAAGUUGAUCUAAUGCAUUUACGGAAAAUUACAAGAGAACAGGGAAGAGAAAUGGCAACAAAACAUAAUAUUCCCUAUAUAGAAACUAGCGCCAAGGACCCACCUCUAAACGUUGACAAGGCCUUCCACGACCUCGUGAGGGUAAUAAGGCAACAGAUCCCAGAGAAAAGCCAGAAGAAGAAGAAAAAGACCAAAUGGCGAGGGGAUAGAGCCACAGGCUCCCACAGACUCCAGUGCGUGAUUUUGUGACGGGACUGCCUGGGAGUGCCUUGGACGCCUCCCUCCUCCCCCCCGGCCCCACCACCAACCCAAGCGAGGAGCAGCAGUGUGAUGCCCACAUGGCCCCCCCCAGGCUCCCCAUGGCGGCUUGGACUUGGAGGAGGUGGCUUGAUGGGGUCCAGACCCCUCCGGAGCAGGGCUGCGCAUCAGGGCUGGCGUGGGAGCCAUGCAAAUGGGAGGCGGAAGGGAUCAGCAGAACCUUGACUCUCGAACAUCCCCAGCGCCUUCCAGGGGUCUCCAUGAUGUUUAUUUAAAAAAAAAAGGAAAAAAAAAAAAAGGGGGGAAGAAGAAAAAAAAAAAAAAAAAGAAAAAAAAAGUGUUGGUUUUAUCUGCAAACAUUUCUCCUUGUGACCCAUUUCUGAACAGCCAUGAAUAGCCCCCCUGUUUGGUACAGUCGUCUGUGUAUGUGUGGGGGAAGGGAAAGGGCUUUUCUUUUCUUUCUCUAACUUUUUUUUUUUGUCCUCUUCCCCUUCUUCGCUGUUUGCUCAGCAAGUGUUGGGUUGCAAAGAAACACGGACGGGGUUAGAUUUUUUGCACUGAACUCUCGCUUAGGCGGCAGUGCCAAAACACGACUUCAUAUGAAAGUGCAUAGAUUUGGAGGAAGAAAAUUAAUUCCAGCUGCUCUGGGUGCUCCAGACAUUGUGUCAGACUCUGGAGGGCAGCCAGCUCACAGACCAUAAACUUCAGCUUAGGAAAAGAGGUUUGGGCUUGGAUUAUAUUUUUUUCUUACCCUUUGUCAAGAGAUUUUGUUUCUGUUUUGUAAUUUGGGGCACGUCAAAGUUAAGACAUUUUGCUAACCUGGAAGUAUUUAAAUUAAUUUACAAAUGGAAGGGUAUGCCAUCUCUAAGGGGAGGUGAGGGGGGAGGGAGAGAGGAAGUAAAACCUGAACUGAAUUUGUUAUCUGGGUGUUGAAUUUCUUCCUCAUAAAUGUGUGUAAAGUGGUGCGAUCUAAAUCCCUCUUUAUUAUUCCUUAACCUUUCCCUGUAAAGCCACUCUUGGGUAGAUGAAUUGUUUUGCUUUUCCCAGGCUCAUCUUGCACUCACACACAGAAAUCUGUUUAUGGGCUUUGGCUCAAUGUUUCUUUAUUUCUUCUUCUCCCUCUCACUGAGAGUUGGUGACUUGAAAGGAAGAGGUGUUUUGACAAUUAUUCAAGUGGGAUGUGUCUCUUCAUAAGCUUACUAUAUCUAAAAUGUCUCCCUGAAAACAGCAAAGACUAAAUAAUGCUUUAUGAAAAGGCAAGGCAAAAAACCUGCAGCCUUUCAGGCUACCAUCUGUGGCAUCGGAAAUAUGGUUGUGCACAUCCUGGGAGGGCCACGUUUUCUUUCACACCUUUCGUGACACUAAGAAUUGUGGUGGCAAAUUUUUCUCUAAUUCAGUGGGUUGUCAUCUGCUGGACUGAAGCCAUCGGCUCCAUUCGCAGGGUCACCAAGCCCCUUUAAAAGUAACACCUUGCUUUUCAUCAGCUUAAAUCCUGUUCAGAUAUGCUUUAUGGGCAUGACUUAAAAUAUUGGCAGAGUAUGAAUGCCUGAAAUUUAUGUGUCUGAGCACAGAAAAUCCUGGUGUUGGAUACUGAAAAUCGUUCAAGAUGGUGGAUCAUCACAGACUUGGUUAUUUAUUGUUUGUGUUUGCAACCUAUUUGCCACUGGUUUUCAUUUCUUGACUCUUUGCCAGGCUACCUUUUGAAAUGGGAGUUGGCUGCUAAUUAUUUUUCAGGUGAGUGAGGCUAAUGAAAACAUUUUCUUAAUUGUCCAGUCUUCAUCAUGGCCAGAAGAUGGCCAAUGUCUGUGGCUGGCUCAGCAAGCCAGUUAGUGUAAUGCUGGCUCUGCUGCCUCCGUCCCCUUUUGUGUGAUGACAGAUGCUGGAGAUGAAUUAAAAGGGGGAUAGUGGAAAGAAAUAUCUUCCAUGGACUCUUACGUUGAAUGUGGGCCAAAUGCUUCAGUAAAGUUGCAACACCCUGUGUCAACUGAGAUCUGGCUCCAGACCAUCACAGCAUUUCUCCCACUGUAUCAUUUCCUUGUUGGCUGAACUGUGGUGACCAAAACCAUUAGGAUCAAAUCCUGGCUCUUGAGACUUGCUACAAUCUUCUGGGGGUGAAGAGCUCCCUGUAGGCAUCUUAUUUGUUCUGCCUUUAAACCAUCUACUAAAUGAGAAGGUGUCUGAUAUUUGCAACCAACCCAAUUUGCUGUAGCCCCCAUUACCACUUUCCUGCCUGAAUCCCUGUCUAGCCUGAUUACUGGCUUAAUUUCUUUAAUUACACACAACUAAUGCUAUGGGAUCCCACACACAAGAAGAUGGUGGCAUGUUAAUACCCCCUAGAGACCUUCCACUUAAAAAUAAUCUGAUUUUUACUGAAACCCCUCAUCCUUAUUAUUUUUAUCUAAACCCUUGAGAAUACUUGCCCGAAAACAGAAGGUGUAUAUCUUGACUCACAUCUGCUGGGUACUCAGCAUGGCAUGUGAGAAAUUAUCUGCUUUUUCUGAAGUAUCUUAAUUGUUUCUUCAGCUUCUUCAGCAACUAACAGCUAUUGCAGAAUAACAGGGAGGAGGGGAAAGGAGCAGAUGAGCAACUGAAAAGUAUAGUGGCAAGUGGGGAAAGUAUGCCCGUUUUCUUCUAUGUUCAUUAACAUGCUUGUAGCAAAGAGUGUUUUCCAAUGGAGAUCACACCUCUAACAAGCCUAGGGUGCUCAAAAUAGUGAGGUAUACAAAGCCUGCUGCCAUCUAACUCACCCUUUCAUAUUCAGGGCUGUUAGGAAACCAAGAGCACCUUCCCUGCUGUACACAGCACCUAGAGCUGGGUUGUGAGACACCCACCAGUUGGUGAUACACUACAGAAAGCACCAACCAUGCUGGUGGGUGGCUUAUUUUCUUCCACCAGCAUCCAGUGGAUAGGGACUUAUUUGUUGUGGUCAGAGACAGUCUGGAGAAAGAUCCUGUAAGGCAGCACUUGGCACUCAUUUUCCAAAGAGCUGAUGGUCCAAGUGACCUAGUAUCUUCAGCCCCUGGGUAACUCUGCAUUUGCUUGUCUCAGAGCAAUCUUUUUCCUCUCCUACUAAACAGGAGUUUAGAAGGUAGAGCUGGCCAUACCCUUACCCUGCUUUCAAUAUACACUUUCAAACAAAAUGAAAAGAGAAGAGGGGUAAAACCUUACAGAUUUUCUUGUAUUUGAUAACCAAAUGGCCUCCUUUUUUCAUUUUGAACAAUGAAUAAUAUUUGUAAAACAACCAAAAAAAAAAAAAAGCGCUACAGAAGUUUUGGCUUUGUAAAGGCAUAACCACCUUCCCAAUCUGGGAUCUCCUCCCAGCUCUGCCAGUGCCUUCAGGUAAAUCAUGUUGCUGUUUCCUCCCUCAGGUCCUUCUGCCUAUAAAACAGACACUGGCUUGUUUUCUUAUCAGCUUUUGAGAUGUAUAUUAUACAAGCAAAGUCAUCUGUCUGUCUACCUUUGUCUCUCACAUAAGGAAAAGAGGGUGGGAAGGAAGAGAAGGAAAAGUACCUGGCUGAAAUAAAGACGUUUGUCCUCUGUCAUAAGCAGAGGCUUUAAUUGUC
Strigops habroptila (Kakapo) is the source of this 4764-nucleotide messenger RNA. RefSeq names its product muscle RAS oncogene homolog (gene MRAS). The transcript has 7 exons. Gene Ontology annotation, molecular function: GDP binding; GTPase activity; GTP binding. The record is from RefSeq and is a predicted model, not a curated record. Gene Ontology annotation, cellular component: plasma membrane. Gene Ontology annotation, biological process: signal transduction. NCBI's taxonomy places the organism in Eukaryota, Metazoa, Chordata, Aves, Psittaciformes, Psittacidae. Bases 566 to 1192 code for a protein of 208 amino acids.